Molecule: messenger RNA, 3389 nt
Organism: Vespula pensylvanica (western yellowjacket)
Lineage: Eukaryota; Metazoa; Arthropoda; Insecta; Hymenoptera; Vespidae
Gene: CYLD
Product: ubiquitin carboxyl-terminal hydrolase CYLD
Exons: 11
Coding region: 286-2625 (779 amino acids)
Biological process (GO): protein K63-linked deubiquitination
Cellular component (GO): cytosol
Molecular function (GO): K63-linked deubiquitinase activity; cysteine-type deubiquitinase activity
Source: RefSeq, a predicted model, not a curated record
AAACUACCUAGCCAAAUUUACCAUAAAGCUUAUCAUUAUGCUUGAAUUUGAUUGAUCUUGAUUAGUCAUUUAUAGAAAAUAAAACAAGUAACGUCGUUUUAUUGCGAUAAUAUCGGGGAAAAUCGUAUAAGUGUAGAAAAGGUUUAUAAUUCUUUAAUAUAUUUGCCGGUAUUUUUAAAGUGUAGAAAUUGUCAUAUACAAUUUACUGUUAUUUCGAAUUAGGAGUUUUUCAAGUUAUUUUGAGUUAACGAUGCAUUUUUUAAUGAUGCCUGUCUAUAUAUAAGAAUGGAAAGCCGGAAUUUUGACAGCAAUAAAAAUCACAAAGUUUUGCGAUAUUAUGUUGCAAAAAAAAAUUCUACUCUUACUUGCAUGUCAAGACAUUGUGAUGUAAAUGUAAGUACUUUACGUCUGGGAAUGCUGGUAAAAUGCCUGGAAGAUUUAAUGGAUGGAACGCUCCUAAUUUCUGUCACCGAUGUGUCAGGAUCAAAAAUUUGGCAUACCACAGAAUGGUGCUGUCAAAAAACUGAUCUCGUUCUUGUGUCACAAGAAAUAUGGAGAUUUCUUCUUGCGGUUUCAGUACCACAAGAGAGAGUUUACCUGGCCAAUAAUAAGUCACUUUGUGGAAAAUUGGAGAAUCUAUGUGUAAAUGAUAAAGUAUGGUAUCACCCUAACCAUAAGGUUAAUGAUCGCAAGGAAUUAGCUAUUAUUAAAUAUAUUGGUCCAGUAUCUCAGCUUGGUCAAGGAUUGUAUUUUGGUCUUGACAUACCGGACAGUCAAGAACAAUCUAAAACAUCUAUGCUAUGUCUAGAAUAUUUUGAGUCCACUCACUCAAAUAGAACAUUUGCAACAUUGAAUAAAAUUUCUCUUUACAAAGUGGAUGUUCCAAAUAGAAAUAUAGAAAAAAUUUUAAUACCAAAACCUAUUGCACAGAAUGCCUCUACUAAUGACAAAAAGAAAUUUACUUUGGAUCCAAGUUUUUUAGCUCAAUUGGAAACAUUUUCUCCAGACAGCAGUAAUAAUAAUAAUAACAAUAAUUAUAACGGUACAUCUUUAUCAAAUGAAUGUCAUUAUGCCAUGAAAUCAUUAAUUCCACAAAAUACAGAUAACAAAUCAGGAAAUAUGUCGGAGGAAAACGGGAACAAGAAUUUUAGACGAAACAAAUCUUCAGAUUUGAUAGUGGGUUCAAAUGUCAAAGUACUUCUAGGUUCAGAUCUAAGACAUGGAACCCUUCGUUGGGUUGGAACACCACCUGAUACAAAUACUAGUAAAUUAAUGGCAGCUGUUGAAUUGAAUGAAGGACAUCCAUCAGGUACGGAUGGUACUUACAAGGAAAUAAGAUAUUUUCAAUGUCAACCUUAUAGAGCUGUUUUCACGGAUAUUGAGCAAUGCUUUCCAUGUGAAUCUGGAGUAAUAAGACUUGAUGAUCGAUAUCCUUCUAUGAAUACCAACAAUUUUGGAAAUAUGGAAAGUGUGAUUAUAGGUAUGGUGAGACCUAUUUCAGUCAAAGGAAAUUUAGAGAGUAUUUGUGGAAAAUUCAGAGGAAUACAAGGUCAUCAUAAUUCAUGUUAUUUGGAUGCUACUCUUUUCAGUAUGUUUGCUUUCACUAGUGUAUUUGACAAUCUUUUAUUCAGACCACCGAAUGAAAAAGAUUGUCCUGAGUAUGAAGAAGUUCAGAAAGUAUUACGCGAAGAAAUCGUUAAUCCCCUUCGAAAAAAUAUAUUUGUAAGUGCGGAUCGUGUAAUGAAAUUAAGAACGUUGCUUGAAAGAUUGUCUUCUGUAUCUGGUCUUACAAGCGAAGAAAAAGAUCCAGAAGAAUUUUUAACGUCAUUGGUGGCACAAAUCUUAAAUGCUGAGCCAUUUCUCAAAUUAAGUUCUGGUCAGGAUGCAUAUCAUUACCAACUUUUUGUUGAAAAGGAUGAUCAUCUCAGUUUACCAACAGUACAACAACUAUUAGAACAGAGCUUUUUUACAAGUAAUAUCAGAUUGAAGGAAGUUCCUUCUUGUCUUAUCAUACAAAUGCCACGAUUUGGAAAAUCGUUUAAAAUGUAUCAAAAAAUCCAACCAACUCUCUUGCUUGAUGUGACAGAUAUAAUUGAAGAUUCUCCUAGGCAGUGCACAGUAUGUGGCAAAUUAGCUGAAUUUGAAUGUAAAGAAUGUUAUGGAGAAUGUGGAAUAGGUCUUGAAAGCAUAGCCUUCUGUGCAGAAUGCUUGAAAACAGUACAUCGUCACGAACAUAGAACUAAUCAUGAACCAAAAAAACUUAGUGUACCAGUAGAAUUUGCAAUUCUACAAGAGCAUUGUCCCGUACCUCGUUUAUAUUUAGAACUAUCAGCAGUCGUUUGUAUUGAAACAUCUCAUUAUGUUUCAUUUGUAAAGUGUGGCUCUGGUUCAGAAGCACCAUGGUGCUUUUUUGAUUCUAUGGCAGAUAGAAAAGGUGAACAAGAUGGGUAUAAUAUACCAGAGAUGGUGCCAUGUCCAGAUUUUCCUUAUUGGCUAAGUGAAAAUGGUGGGAAUUAUUUGAUGAAAUUAACAGACGAUCGUAAUUUACCGGAAUAUGCAAAACGACUUUUAUGUGAUGCCUAUAUGUGCAUGUACCAAUCACCAGAUGUUAUGAUGUACAAAUAAUGUUGAUAUAGCCUUCAUAAUAUUGAUAAAUUUUAAUAUUUACGAUGUCCUCCGAUGGAUUAGGGAAGUAAUGAAAACGAAAAUUAAUAUAAAUAUUCUUGCAAUUGUAAUAUUUUUAGAGUCUGUAAAAAUAUCAUUAGAUGCAAAUACGCUAUUUUAUAUGACAAAAUAGUAUUACAUAUAAAUAGUAAAUUGUAAUCAUCAGUAUCGUAAAAUAUGUGCACAAAUCUAGGAAAAAUUUUAGUUUUAAUUUAUUUUAAUUUUCAAAGUGCUAUUUAUAUCUUUUGAUAUACGUAUGUAUGUACAUCUUACUGUACUACAUAUUUCUAACAAAGAACUAUAGAUCGUUCUAGCCAUUAUUUAACUAGAAAGACGAUUACAAAUUUCUUCAAUCAAGGCUGUUUAUCACUCGAAGCGUAUAUGAUUUCAUUAACAAAUAUAGACAAAAUAUGAAUUACAAGCGCGAGCGGAAAACACUGUCGUUGCCAUGAUUCUAUCAUAUCAAUCUAUAAGCUUGUUAAAUUAUACCCUACUCGCACGUAACAUAACGAUAGGAUUAGUGUGAGUUAAAAUAGAAAAUGUUAGUAGGUUCAAAUUCAAACUUUUCAUUCUUCCACAUUUAUAUCCUUUAAUGGUCCUGAUUAUCACAUGACCAUUAUAAAUCCAUAAUAGAUAUGACGCAGUGCGCAUUUAUUUUACGAUAUAAAUGCAUAAAAAAUAAUAAAUAUAAUUAAUACGAAAAUAAAUUAUACCACGAAAAAACA